GCAUUGACACGAUGGCAUUAGCGUCAAAAUAAAGGUUCAAAAAUGGCGAUUUCUACUCUCACUUCGAUCGUCUCGUCGUCGGCCGUUCGUCGCCGAUUGCCGAUAGUUGGUGCUUUUUGUAUACUAAGUUUAGGGUUCCACAAUCUUCACUCUUCAGCUUCUCUCUCCUUCAAUCCCCUAACUCGGCUGAGUUUCGGUAGCAAAACGCACGGAUUUCAUAGUAGUAGUAUAAGAAUGGAAGCAUCAAAUCAGAAGACCGUGCCAAGCAUUGUUGUUUACGUGACUGUACCAAACAAAGAGGCAGGUAAGAAAUUGGCAGCCAGCAUUGUGAAAGAAAAACUUGCAGCUUGUGUUAACAGAGUACCAGGUGUUGAGUCUGUGUACUUGUGGCAAGGAGAGAUACAAAACGAUUCGGAGGAACUUCUAAUAAUUAAAACCAGAGAAUCCCUUUUGAAUGCUCUAACAGAGCAUGUCAAGGCAAAUCAUGAAUAUGAUGUUCCUGAAGUGAUUGCAAUGCCUAUAAUGGGUGGUAGCAUCCCCUACCUGGAAUGGCUCAAAAAUAGCACCAGGGACUGAACCGACCCCCUUAACCUUACCAACAAACAGGUUCCACGGACAGGUGAGUAACGCGUAAGAACCUGCCCUUGGGAGGGAAACAACAACCGGAAACGGCUGCUAAUACCCUAUGCCCAUGCUAUGGGUUGUUUCAUGCCAUAUAUAUAAUAAGUGUUUGUGAACCCUUCAUACUGUCAGAUAAUUAGUGUUUGGUUAUUUUUAAAUAGAGUGAAUCGUGGAUUUGGUCCGUGUUCUGAUAUUUUUUCUUGACUAGGUUCCGUAUGGUAUGUUUAUUGUGGAUUUGGUC
Messenger RNA from Cynara cardunculus var. scolymus (artichoke), 862 nucleotides. Its product is annotated as protein CutA, chloroplastic. Bases 43 to 576 code for a protein of 177 amino acids. Gene Ontology annotation, molecular function: copper ion binding. Lineage: Eukaryota; Viridiplantae; Streptophyta; Magnoliopsida; Asterales; Asteraceae. The record is from RefSeq and is a predicted model, not a curated record. Gene Ontology annotation, biological process: response to metal ion. The transcript is spliced from 6 exons.